AUAUCACACACUCUCGCAUCACAGUUCUCGACAGAUUUUUACAAUCCUGAACGCGUUCAGACGUUUCUGCAUGUUGACACUGCAAAAAUCAAUAAUGAGUGAAGACAUAAGGAAACAAAAACUGAUUGUGAGACCCCAACAUUCUAUCGAUUUUCCUUCUUUUUUUCAAGUCCCUCAAUUUGCAUUUCUGGUUUAAACUGUUCAAUAUAUACAUACAGUGCUGGCCAAAAAAAUAUCCACUUGACGAAUCAAUGUCUGAAGACGAGGAGUACAUCGAGACCUGGAAGGAUCUUCCGAAGAACCGUGUGAUUUUCAUAACCAAAAGAUCCCCGUUAGUUCGUGGCGUGCUUCUCAGAUCAAUCACUUCUCACUUUCAAAUUCCUGCAGCCCAAUAUGGAACCCUACUCGCAUAUGUUUCAGAUAAUGUGGUUAGAUUUUAUGCUGAAACAUAUCGAAGAAACAAUUCUCCGUGGAAAGGAAUGCACAUGUACAUUCCCGGAAAAUUAAUCUUCAGCACUGAUCCAGAAUCCCAGCAUCAAUUGAUUUGGAUUCUCAUGAAAUUGAGUAAAACCCCGAAAAUACUUGUGCAAGCCGGAAUUUCGCUUCAAUAUAUAUGUCUGCCAACUAAUCAAAUUAGAAUUGAUUUCUACAUAGAUCACGCUAAAAUCAACAACUCUUUGAUAGAUUUUAUUCCGAAAUUGACUGAAACUAUGAAACAUAAAUACCAUAUAUUGCUUCGAGAUAUCAUUAAGGGUGACGAAAAGGAAACUCCCUUCGAUCCGAACGACGAUAAUGAGGUGGAUAAUUGUGAACAGCGUCGUCAAGAAGACAUGAAUUUCGAGCAAUUUUUCACAUAUAUCAAUGUAUAUAAAGACAAACAUGAUCACCAGAUUCCAAAUUUCAAGUUAAACGAGUCAGAUUUAAACUGUGAUCUCAUGCAAUAUCAGAAAGAUACUGUCAGGUGGAUGUUGUAUCGAGAACUUAAUCACGAACCGGAUGGAAAUAUUGAAUGGAUGAUAAAGAGUGAAAAAUUGGCAAGUGAUACUUCAUUAGUCUAUUAUCCGUCGAUCGGUGCAAUUGCUCUCAAUGAGAUGACUAUUGAAGAACGAAAGGAUAUUGAGAAGCGUUUCACAUUGAAAGGAGGAAUUCUUGCUGAUGAAAUGGGUCUUGGAAAGACUAUCCAGGCACUUUCACUUAUUGCCACCAAUAGAAAACAUUCAAAAGUAGAAAUAUACGACGAAUCAGGAGAAGUCGAGACAGUGAAUAGAGAUGAAUCAAAGUCUACAAAUAGUUCAAUUGCUCAGCAGAUUAAGCUUGCAGAAUCAAGCUAUGCAGAAAUGAAAGGUGCAAGACAAAAUCAAGCGGAUAUCAGAUACAAUCUGAAUAGUUUUUGUGAUGGUGAAACUAUUUUAUGCUCCAAUUGCUCACAAAUGUGCUCCGCAAAAAUUUGUGGAUGGGAUUUUGAUAAAUUCAAAAACGAGAAGUUUCAAUGUUCAAAAUGUACAAGUGAAAGUGAAAACCGUCGGGCAGUUGGUACAACAUUGAUUAUUCUACCAGAAAGUUUGAUUUUUCAAUGGUUCACGGAAAUAUCAAAGCAUUGUUCGGAUAAUAUUAAGGUCAUGUUUUAUUUUGGAAUAAGAAAACAUGGAUACCUGCAACCUUGCGAAAUGGAUUCAUAUGAUGUAAUUCUGACAACUUAUGAUACACUUCGAAAUGAAAUGAGUUUUUCAGAAGAAAAGGGACCACCACGUAAUCUUCGAAAUGAAUCAAAAACCCUCAACCUAACAUCAUCACUGAUGCACGUUGAAUUCUGGAGAAUUAUUGUUGACGAAUCUCAAGUGUUGCCUCAUGGUGUCAGCUCUCAACUUACAAGAAUGCUCAUGAAACUUCACGCUGAAAAUUGGUGGUGUGUUACUGGAACGCCAUUAGUGAAAUCAAUUGCCGGCAUUUACCCGUUGUUCAAUUUUUUGAAUCUCUUUCCAUUUGGAUCACCACAAUUCUUUUCACAAUAUGUGCAUCCUCAAUAUCUCAAUUUUGCGCUCAGCCUUCGAGACGAAGCACUCGAUAAAAACAAUCUGCCACGUGUGUUUCUGCUAGAGAUUCUUUCGAAAAUGAUGUCAAGGAAGACGAAACAAGACAAGAGUGUUCAGUUAAAACUUCCAAAACUAACAGAAGUUGAAAAGAUCAUUUAUUUCACGACUGUGGAGGAGAGGCAGUACAAGGAUGAAAAGGAAAGAUUGAGAAAUAUUGUUGAAAGAGCUAUCGGAAAUGCAGACAAUUCGGAUCUCCUUUCCGAUCUUCAAUGUCGUGAAAAAGUGCUCCAAGAGCUGAGAUUACUCAGACAAAUAAUUCUACUUGGCCAGAGGAAAACAGAAUCUGAUAAGGUUUCAUGUGUUCUUGCACCAGAAACUGUCAUUUUCAAAUUGAUUAAAAAUAAGAAAACGACAAUUAAAGCGAAUUUCAGAGAGUAUUUGAGUUAUAGCCUUGGUGUUGCUGGUGUACAAAUAUUGAUGGAUAUGCCACAAACUGCUAUUGAAACAUAUUCAAGUGCAUUGAUCAACUAUGACGAACUGAUUUUAGCUGAAAGAAAUCAUCUUCCCGAGAUUAAGAACGAUUCGUCUCGUGAUGAUUCUCCGUGCUUGUUAGAAGAAGAUGAAGACGACGACUUUGAUGGAGAAGAUGAUGGAUCUGCUGAGAAAAAGAAGAAACCAAAUAAGCUUAACGAAUUAAAUGGAUUCCUAGGAGGAAUUCAUCAAAUAUCAAAGAAAUAUAUGAAAUCAAAGAAUUUAAACCUGGACCCAACUUCCCGAAAAUCCGAACGAAAUGGUCGGGUUAACGAGAGAGAAAUCGAAGAGAUAACCAGACCAAAAGAUGCAAAAAGAUCUAGGCUUGACGUUGAAGAGGAGGAUGAAAUGGAAACUAACGAAGAAAAAUCAAACACACCUUGUAGUUCAACUCAAGAUGAAGGAAAUUUGGAAUAUGUUAAAGGACAGAAACAUAUCCAAAAACUUGCUUUCGCCGCAAUUGAACCCAUCACAAUUGAUACAACACAAGAAGUUCAUUUGAUUCUGAAUAUGUAUAACAUUCAAUUGUCGAUGGGGUUUCCACAAGCCGAUCGGGUCUCAUUGGAUCGUCUGCAACAAAUUUUCGUUCGAUAUUUCCAAUUGGAGUUGCGAGCCAUUGAAUUCAUUGCUAACGAUCUACCAAUUUUCAGUCAAAUGUGGACAAAAGAUAAAAGAAAUUUGAUGUACCAAGUUAGUGAGUUCUUUGGAAUGAUGGGUAUACGAUGUUCAGCGAUAAGAGACACGGGAGCAUUAUAUGAGAAUGGAAAGAUUAUUCGUGAUACUGUAAAGAAACAUCAUUUUCCACAUCUUCCUUUUGUCGCUCUGUAUGACACGAACAAAUUGACACCUAUAGGUCGUGUACACAGAGAGAAGACGUGUAUGGGUAGAUGCAAUAAUAUUGUAAUGGAGUGUGAAGUUUUCAAUGGACAACCAUGCUUGAGUCUACCAGAUGUUAUGAGCAAAACGUUGGAUCAUUUCAAAAAGAUCGAUGAGAAAAGAAAAGAACUCGAUCAAAAAGCGAACAAACUCGUUGAGUUUAUCAUGAAAAUGGCAAAUCCAAACAUGUUGAUUACUGUGUUUUCUGAAAAUACGGAUGACCGAAGCUCAAGUAACAGAACUCCCGAAAUUCAGAAAAUGCUCAACGUAUUGCUAUGCGAUCACAAGAUUAUCAAAGGAACUCUUAAUGACAAAGCAUUUGUCGACGAGUAUUACUGGAAAGAACAUUCAUGCUUAAUCUGCGAUUUUUGGUGCAAAACGUAUUCAUUUAAAUUUGAUGCUGGUUUCUCAACAUAUCAUGGAUUGUCUCGAAAUAAAUCUGGAGUUGCGGAAUGGGCUGUGUAUCUUGCCAAUCAUUUUGCUCCGAGCAAGAAAGAUGCUGUCACAUUUGAAAAACGAAUCAUCACUCCAUUCUUUGAACAAAUUGGAGAUGUUCUUCAUGCCUAUCGUCUUAUUGCAUUGACUCUUGCAGAAAUUGUUGAUCGUUUCGAUGAGCUCUCACAGGCUCAACGUCGGAUCACUGAUAUUAAUGUAUCUGAUUUCUUUGAUCAAAACGACAAUAUCCCUGAACCUCCAAUUGCGACGAAACGUAUCGAAUUUAAAAAUCAUUACGAAGCUGAAAUUAAAGUUGUUAUUGAAUCCGUACGUAAAGAUGUUAAAGAACUCCGUUAUCUUAUGAAUUUGAUGAAGAAACAAUUGGACGGAGAAACUGAAGAUAUUUUCGACUGUCCUAUCUGUUGCGCUUCAAUUGAUUGUUUUAUGGUGUUUACAUGUGGCCAUCGAAUUUGUCAAAACUGCUUCGAAAAAAUGAGAGCUCUUCAAAGAAGAGCUGGUUCUGCUGAAGAUGUGGUCGCAUGUCCUACUUGUCGUGUAGUGAACAGGUCAAAACAAGUUAUGGUGGCACAAUCUGGACAUGUUCAAGAUAAAUCGGCUAUUCCUGGAAUCAUAUUGUCUGCGAAGAUGUCGGAGGCUAUUAUAUUGAUGCGAGAGAUUCUAGCAGCUGACCCACUAAACAAAAUCAUUUUAUUCACAACUAUUGAACAGACAUCCACACAAGUAUGGGAAUAUCUAACAAAGAUUCUCAAACUUGCCAACCUGCCAUUCAUUGCACCAACACGAGCUACUUGUGGAAAGAAAGUCUUCGAUUUUGAUGUAUCGGAAGAUACAAAGGUUCUUCUAUGUUCCCUAUCACUUUGUGCAAAUGGUCUUAAUAUGACCGGAGCCAAUCAUAUCAUCUUUUUGGAUCCACCACAUCUUCAAUCUGUUCUGAAUCAGGCCAUCGGUAGAAUUAAUCGAUUCGGACAGAAAAGAGACAUGAAUGUAUAUCAUUUGUUAGUUGACGGCAGUCUGGACAUUGAAUUAAGAGAAACUGCCAAAAAGACAUAUCGUAGAGAAGACGAACAAAAAGGAUGGACCAUUGGCGACAUUCGUAGUAUGUUUGGAAUCAAUUAUUAUCCAGUGCAGGCGAAUAUUCGAGCCAUAGUUGGCAAUGUUGAUGGAAACUUUCACAGAAUGCAAGAAUUCUUCCGCAACAACAUUGUUAGAAGAGCCAUUCCAUAAAUCCACGGUUUUUUAUUCUUGUUAACAUGUUUAUUGUUCCCCCGACAUUUCCACAUUUUUUUGCUUUAACUAAUUAAUUUUUUGACACAAACCAAAGUUUCACCCUGUUACCUCGUUUCAAUUGUUGCCACUAAAUCGCUCUCUCCAGCCCCACAGAUCAUCAUUUCACUGCAUUCAAAUUUGACUGAUCUGCUUUACCAAAAAUCGAUCUUUCAAUGAAAUGUUUUUCAACAAAAAAAAAGAACAACUAAUUUA
Molecule: messenger RNA, 5375 nt
Organism: Caenorhabditis elegans
Lineage: Eukaryota; Metazoa; Nematoda; Chromadorea; Rhabditida; Rhabditidae
Gene: T05A12.4
Product: RING-type domain-containing protein
Exons: 23
Coding region: 252-5120 (1622 amino acids)
Molecular function (GO): ATP binding
Source: RefSeq, marked reviewed